Trichomonas vaginalis G3 is the source of this 1017-nucleotide messenger RNA. RefSeq lists its product as uncharacterized. Lineage: Eukaryota; Parabasalia; Trichomonadida; Trichomonadidae. Bases 1 to 1017 code for a protein of 338 amino acids. The transcript has a single exon. The record is from RefSeq and is a predicted model, not a curated record.
AUGAAAAAUCAAUUAUAUUGUAUUUCUGAAGGUAAAAAUCUAGAUAUUUUCGAAAAUCCAUUUAUUUUAAUUGAUGACGAAUGCAACUUAGCUAAAAUUGACUUCCCAAAGAUCUGUCACUUUUCUACUAAAAUGUCCUUGGAAAUAGAUAUUGGAGAAAUAGAUCUCCCUGUUAGGAUUAAUCUGAAGUUUGAUGGUAAAAAUGCAGUCCCUGUUGAUCCAAAGAGAAUGGCUUCAAUGUCCAAACUAUUUAAAAUUAAUUUUGCCACGCUUAAAGGCGAUACACUAGAUUUAUCUUCAAAAAUAGAAGUCAAAACAUAUGUUAACGAGUUGCUUGCUUUAAUUCACAAUUUAAAUCCAAAAUUAAAUCUCAAUAUAUUGUUAGAACUAUUAUUAAUAGUUGUUGAAUGGGGUUGCCCAACAAUUGAAGAAAAACUAUACAACGCUUUAUCCAAAAAUGCUACUGAAGAUCAAAUUUUCCAAUUAAUCCUCCAAAAUUUCAAAAAAUAUAAAGCAGACAAAUGCAAAGAUUUGUUCAGAAAUUACUACAGAUACCUUGCAGAGAAUUUUAUUAGCUUCUCUCAAAAAAAUUAUUUACUUCAUUUAGAAAAUGAACAAAUUAUAUCUAUUAUAAACAACCCAGACUUCUCUCGCCCAAGUCGUGAUGUUUACGAUAAAAUUUUGCUUACAAUUAUCAUGUCAGAUGAAAAAUACAGAUAUUUAAUUAAUAAAAUCGAUCUGAAUACAACAGAUAUGAAUAUUUUAGAGAGGUUAAAUGCAUUAUUAUUGAAAGAUGACUCCACCAACCAAUAUAGCGAAAUAAGCAAGAUAUAUAAGAACAGAAAGGAAAUGCAAGCCAAAAAGAAAGACGAUUUGUAUGCUGUCUUCUCCAAGCUGCAAAAAAUAAAUAGUGAGAAGUCAGAACAUUCAAAAGAACGCUUUGAUAAAAUUAAUGAACAGAUAGAGCUUUUGAAACAAAAGAAUGCUGAUAUUCAGAAGAAGAUUGAUGGAAAAUAA